CUCGCGAGGUUUGGUGGGGAAACUGAGGCCGCUGCCCGUGCUCACAGGCAUCGCUCGCGAGGUUUGCCAGGGGGGGAGUCCGCUGCCUGUGGUAACGCAAGGCGGCCGUUUCUCGCGGUUGGCCUCCCCCACCCUCCUUCCCGCCAGAGUUAAACGCCUCCACUUGUUUCCCGGUCACCGGCGAGCACUGACUGACUGAGCCUCGUGCCGGCCCCAAAUAUCCCCCGGGAGGUACCUGUUGGUGGGCGCGUGUAGAGCUCUGAGAGCUGAGUGAGGAAGAGGCCGCACCGCGCUGACACUGUGGACAGAGAGCUUCUUCAGUGGCUCCAGGGGAAGGAGGUCUCUACCCCCUGGCUGAGGGGGGCCCGGAUAUUGUGUGACCCCCUCAGUAUUACCUGAGGGACCUGCUGGAGGACUGCUCCCUCCCUGACACGAGUGAGGGGAACACUCCAUUACUAUCAGCCUGAGGAGUGGGGGGCAACUACCCGGCUUUCAAUCACUGCUUGGACAACUGGACGAACCCCCCCUCCCCAUUUAUUAUCAUCUGUGAGGGCAGACCCCUACCUCUACCUGUCUCAGGACCCCUCACAAGCAAGAGUGGGGUGGGUAUGCAGUCUGCAAGGACCCUUACAAAACACCCACUUUAAGACUAUUAUUUUUAUUAUUAUUGGGGUUUUUUUCUCUUUGUGGGGAAAAAAAAGACUUGAAAUAACCUGAUUUGCAACAUUUUGGGGAGAAAACAGGCACCUCAUAGCAGAAACUAAAAACUUCUUCAACCAUUAUCUAACACCACUCAGUUGUUAGAAACCUGAUUGUAGACUUUUUUUUUCCCCUUUUUUUUUUUGGUUCAUUUGGCUGUCUGGUAAGAAGAACUAGGCGCUUGCUAAAGCAGGGCUAGAAGAUACCGUUUGUUUAACCAGAGACUUUAUAAUCCCCCUGGUGGGGCAACAGUUAUAGUUUGGACAGUUGGCUCCUCCUAUCCUCAUGGAAUGAGUUUGUGAUACCUGCAAGGUCAUUGAAUUAUAUUUGAAGAGAUCACUUUUUUUUUUCCAAAGUGCCCUGGCCUAAAUUAAAACCACAAGGAAUAAAAAGGAAAGUUCUAUAAACUGUCUUGGUCACAGAUUUUUCCUUGCACCGCCUGGUCUUGUAAGAAGAUAAGAAAUUAUUUCAGUUUACAUUUGGUUACUUUCCGUAUAUUUGUUUUAUGGAGGCAAGACUGAUCUUGCAUUCUGUUGAAUCGAUUUCUUGUCUUCAGGCUGGAUGAAAUCCGUAUCUAUGUAGAAACAAACGAUUCAGCACCUCUGUGAAUGAGGGAGAUGAUAGGAUAGAGUGAAAUUUUUUCUUUUUGACUUGUGGAAUUUAGACUUUGCAGAAUAGAGCCUGUUCCUGUUUUUUUGAGUGUUCCCCAUCCCCUUCCCCUAUUUGUUUUCCUCCGCUAAUUAGCAGAGGAAUGCCAAACCCAGCGCGGCAUGGGAACAAGGACAGCGGAGGGUCAACAUCUACAAUGCCACAAACUAGUGGCAGUUCCAAUAACCGUGACCGUCAGCGGCUUAGUUCUAAACAUAAACGGCACAAAUCUAAGCACCUCAAAGACUCUCCUUCUGCUGCUGAGCCAUUUGCACUUAGUACUCUGAAGCUAGUGGAAUAUGAUGAUAUUAGUUCUGACUCGGACACGUUUUCAGAUGAUGUUCCAACUAAGCCUGAUAGAAGGGAAAAUGAUGAGCGACGAGGCUCAGAGAAAAGUGAAAAGCUGCAUAAGUCCAGGCAUCGGCACCAACAUAAGAAAAUCAAAGAUGCUUCUAGGACCAAGCAGGGAGAUAAAGAAAGGAAAUCAGAAAAAAGCCAGGAUGCAGUUAUGAGCAAAGCACCCAGUUCAAAGGACAGGACCACUGGCACAACUAAAAGGCCAGCAGAAGAGCUGGAGGAGCAUGCACGCAUAUCAAAGAGCAGUAACAAGGAAAUUCGUGCAUCCAAAAUGCAUCGUGAGAAAUCGCGCAGGGAGAGGGACCUUAAGUCUGGUCAUAAAGAUAGAAGCAAAGGUCACCGGAAAAGAGAUUCAUCCAAGCGAUACAAGACCUCUGACAGCCCAAAGAGGAAAGGCAGGAAGUAUGGAAGUAGUCCAAAGCAAGACGAUAGCCACACUGAUGCAUCAGGUGGACAGGAUUAUGAUGGUAGUCCUCCUCGGUCCCAUGCAUCAAGUAGCUAUACAGAUGCCUACAAGAAGAUUUCAGACAGCCCAAGCUAUAAGGAGCCUGUUGCCUACCAGAGCAAUCUGCGGUCACCAAGUCCAUAUGGCCGCAGACAGCGUUCAGUGAGUCCUUACCGGAGGAGGUCAUCUAGUUAUGAGAGAGGUAGCGGCUCCUACAGUGGCAGAUCUCCAAGUCCUUAUGGGCGUAGACGGUCCACUAGCCCCUUUGUGUCAAAGCGAUCAGUGAGUCGGAGCCCAGUGACCAGGAAAUCUGCCAAGUCUCGCAGCAGGAGUCCUGUGUAUUCCAGAAAGUCCUCUUCUUCAUCUCGCAGUAAGAAGAAGUCUCAGUCACGAAGUCGCCAUUCCAGUAUUUCACCUGCCCGAUUGCCAUUAAACUCUAGUUUGGGUGCUGAACUGAGUCGCAAGAAAAAAGAGAGGGCAGCUGCUGCAGCAGCGGCUGGUAGAGAUUCCAGGGGUAGUCCGUUAUUACUUAAGAGAGAAAUUGGGGAUUCCAGAGCAACUCUUGCACUUGAUUCUAAAAAGGCAACCAAAAUUGUUAAACUAGAAAAAUCUGUAUCUGAUACAGAGUUAUUAACUGCUGUUAACGUGGAGAACAAGGCACCAGUUGUAUCAGUGAAGCAGGAAGAGAGUGACAAAAAGCCACCACUUGUGGCCAGGGACCCAAAACUUUCAGCUGCAAAGGACAGCAAAGUAGCAUCCAUCAAAGAGGAUGUUUUGAUGCCAAAGGAAGGAGCAACAGACAGAGAGAAAGAAAAGGACGUACCACCCCCUCUGCCCCCUCUCCAAUCUCCACCACCUCCUCUACCUGCUUGCUCUCCUCCUCCUCCUACACCCCCACUUCCUCCACUCCCUCCGUGCCCAGCAGCCCCACUCCAGCCUCCACCACCCCUUCCUCCCCAGCCCACAGUGACAUUCCUGCCUCUUCCAACCACUGUGGCUGCUUCUUUGACAUCCACUUUCCAUACAAGAGUAACAACUGUGACUGCUCAGGCAAACUCUCAAUCUACUGUAUACUCAAAUUCUAAGCCACAAGCACCUGUCACUAUAACCAUCCCUCAUCUGAAGACCUCAACUCUGCCUCCACUGCCACUCCCACCACUGCUUCCAGGUGAAGACGACUUAGGGAGCCCCAUGGAGGUACCUACUCCCAAACCAGUCAAGAAGGACAAGGAGCAGAGACCUCGGCAUCUCCUAAUUGAUCUUCCAUUGCCACCUGAGCUACCCGGUGGUGACCCAUCUCCUCCAGAGUCCCCGGAGCCAAAAGUGAUGACAUCACCACAGCAGCAGUUAAAGAAAAGACCAAAAAUUUGCUGUCCACGUUAUGGUGAAAGAAAACAGACUGAAACAGACUGGGGGAAGCGCUGUGUGGACAAAUUCAAGAUUCUUGGGAUUAUUGGAGAGGGAACCUAUGGACAAGUUUAUAAAGCACAGGACAAGGUUACAGGAGAGUAUGUGGCCUUAAAGAAAGUGCGUCUGGAUAAUGAAAAGGAGGGAUUUCCUAUCACAGCCAUCCGGGAAAUUAAAAUAUUGCGUCAGCUUAUUCAUGGCAGGGUGGUCAACAUGAAAGAGAUAGUCACUGACAAACAGGAUGCACUGGACUUUAAGAAAGACAAAGGUGCCUUUUACUUGGUGUUUGAAUAUAUGGACCACGACUUGAUGGGGCUACUUGAAUCUGGCUUGGUGCAAUUUUCAGAAGACCAUAUUAAGUCUUUUAUGAAGCAACUGAUGGAAGGCCUGGAAUACUGUCACAAAAAGAACUUUCUUCAUAGAGACAUCAAGUGUUCGAACAUUCUACUAAACAACCGUGGUCAUAUCAAGCUAGCAGAUUUUGGAUUGGCGCGGCUUUAUAGCUCAGAAGAAAGCCGUCCAUACACUAAUAAAGUGAUUACACUGUGGUAUCGGCCACCAGAGCUGCUUCUGGGAGAGGAGAGAUACACACCUGCCAUAGAUGUAUGGAGUUGUGGUUGUAUCCUUGGCGAACUGUUCAUGAAAAAGCCAAUCUUCCAAGCCAACCAAGAGCUCGCUCAGUUAGAACUUAUCAGCCGUCUCUGUGGAAGUCCCUGUCCUGCGGUCUGGCCAGAUGUCAUCAAAUUACCCUACUUUAAUACAAUGAAACCGAAGAAACAGUAUAGACGGCGGUUACGAGAAGAGUUCUCCUUCAUUCCCACGCCUGCUUUGGAUUUGCUGGACUACAUGCUCACUUUGGAUCCCAGCAAGCGCUGCACCGCUGAGCAGGCACUACAGAGUGACUUUCUCAAAGAUGUAGACGUCGACAAAAUGGCCCCUCCAGAUCUCCCCUCCUGGCAGGAUUGUCAUGAACUGUGGAGUAAGAAACGCAGAAGGCAGCGUCAGAGCGGCAUCAUUAUCGAUGAACCUCCUGCCAUCAAAGCUCCACGGAAAGAGAAUGUAGCACCACAGGGUACAGACCCUGUAAGGAACAGCAGCCCAGCCCCCCCGCAGCCAGCGAAGGUGGAGACCGUACCCACUGAUCUGUCGAUUCUCGGGGAUAUCACACAACAGCUCAAUCAGAGCGAACUGGCCAUCCUGCUGAACCUUCUUCAAAGCCAGACUGACCUCAGUGUCACCCAGAUAUCCCAGCUGCUAAACGUUCAGUCGAAUCCAGACAUGCAGCAGCAGCUGGAAGCUUUAAAUCAGUCCAUCACAGCCUUGACUGCUGGCCCUUCAAAUCCAGAUGAAGAGGCUUCUAAAGAUUCUUCAGCUCAGGACCAAGUGGACUCCAGUGAGGCUGAAACUCAGGGAGAGGUACAGAAUGUUCUAGCCGUCCUCCUUAGCCAGUUAAUGAACCCCCAGGAAGUUGUGGAGGCCCCCGGAGAGAGCAAUGGAGAGCAGAGUGGAAGCAUUCUCGCAGCACCACCUGAACCCGAAGAAGUAAUUGUAGAAGAACAGCAACAAAAUGAAAAGGAAGAGAUGGAGGAUGACACAGAUGCUGUAAAGCGAAGUAACCCUCCUACAGCUAGUCAAGCCUGUAUCCUGCCACCAGAGAAGAGACCCCCAGAGCCUCCUGGUCCACCACCUUUGCCCUCUGCUGCAGAAGACAAUGCAUCUGAUGUGAACCCAGCAGGAAGUCCUGCCCUGCUGCAGCUCUUCUCACAGCAAGAGGUAGAGCCAGACCUCGUGAAGGGUGGCAGAGAGAGGCAACCCCAUAGACUGGCUCCAGACGUAUCACGAACCCUACCCACCAGGACUUACACUUCAGAUGGGUCAGAGGAAGUGUUUAAUGCAGGCCCAGAUGAGAGAGACUCGGGGCAGCUGCUAGGGGAAUGUUCACCGCAAGCACUAGUAAAAAGUAGGACAUUCCCAGGACAGCUGGGGGAAUCAAGUAGUUACCAGGGAACCGGAUCUCUGCAGUUUCCAGGGGACCAAGACCUCAGGUUCACCCGGAUUCCUUUGGGAUUACAUUCUGGCACAGUGCCUCCACCUGGACUAGAGGGGAGCAGUAACAGUUCUCACCACUAUCAAGAAGCCAAAAUUGCAAACUACAGUGAGUUGGGGUCUGGGACAGCAGCAGCAGGAACAAACCAGGCCUGGGGGGCACCAUCUCAGGCAUUUAGCAAACCAUACCGGGCUCCCACCCGUGUGCCUCCAAGAGGGGGACGUGGAAGAGGUGUUCCUUACUGAAGUCCAGUGACUGUACAUUACAUUCUCCCUCUCUCCUGCCAGUUUUCCAGCGGGGGGGGUACAAAUAAAAUGGGGUUGUUGGGGCAUGCUGCAACAGUUAAAUCAACACAACAAUGCAGCAAUCUGUUAGCUAUAUUUAAAGUCUGAAAGUAAAGAAGGACUUGUUUGAAAAUGGCUGCAUUGCUGCGUCACUUAUGUCUACGAAUGUGUGGCAUCUCUCCAGUCUCAUUGGUCGUUUGGCCUGCGUACCCCUCCAGUUUGUAGGUUUUGGUAUUUUUUUGUUUUGCUUUAUUUUUUUGUUUUUGUGUUUUUUUGUUUGUUUCUCUGGUUUACCCCCUGUGCUCACCCUAGGGCAUGUUUGUCCUCCAGUUAUUGGAGGAACUGCUUCUACCAGGCGGUUAAAAUUCAGACUGCAAAAACAAGGAUACUCAUUAAAUUCCUUUUUGUAACCAGAGGAGAUAACAAGGGUUUUCAUGUUAUAGGCUACUUUGGUGUCUGAAUAGGGAAUUUUGGGGAACCUGGGGGAACUGUUAAGUAAUUUAAAAACCUACAGGAAUGCAGCUGGCUGUGUACAAAUGUAUUUCCUUUUUAUUUUAAGUUCUUUUUGGU
This is a messenger RNA of Pelobates fuscus (common spadefoot toad), 6457 nucleotides long. RefSeq names its product cyclin dependent kinase 12 (gene CDK12). Gene Ontology annotation, molecular function: RNA polymerase II CTD heptapeptide repeat kinase activity; cyclin binding; ATP binding. The record is from RefSeq and is a predicted model, not a curated record. Gene Ontology annotation, cellular component: nucleus; cyclin/CDK positive transcription elongation factor complex. Gene Ontology annotation, biological process: protein phosphorylation; positive regulation of transcription elongation by RNA polymerase II. The transcript has 14 exons. Lineage: Eukaryota; Metazoa; Chordata; Amphibia; Anura; Pelobatidae. The coding region runs from base 1451 to 5848 and encodes 1465 amino acids.